Messenger RNA from Trichoderma breve, 1956 nucleotides. Its product is annotated as spindle pole body formation-associated protein domain-containing protein. The transcript has 2 exons. The record is from RefSeq and is a predicted model, not a curated record. The coding region runs from base 1 to 1956 and encodes 651 amino acids. Lineage: Eukaryota; Fungi; Ascomycota; Sordariomycetes; Hypocreales; Hypocreaceae.
AUGCUGGGCUGGAUGCUGGGGCGCGGGGACAACGCGCCGGACGCGGCUGACACCGGAGACACGGCACUUCUUGAUCAGCCAGACACUCCCGCUCCUGUUUUUGCUGCAAGAUCGUUCAAAAGUGCUCUCUUCGGCACUCCUAUUCGAGAGUCGCACCGAGUGUUACGGGACAGGGCCAAAGCAGCAAAAUCGACAACCAUGCCGGUGGACAAUACGUUAGAUACUCCAUUGAAACCACAAGGCAUCUUGCUGACCCCUGGUACGGGGACAUCGAGGCCGAAGCGCGUGUCAUUCAACCAUGAUCUUGCGACAACAAAGACCAUUUCGCCGAAUAAUGAGGGGCCCGCAGUCAGCAAAAGAACCCGUCUAUCUGACGUGCUUGACAAGGCGAGACGCAAAAGCACCACAAAUGUUUCCAAGGUGGCCGAGCCCCGUAUCAUCAAGGACGAGUCGGAUGAGGACGAAUGGGAGGAAGACGAACUUGACGAAAAUGGCGAUUAUUACGCACAUGAUACCACGGUGGACCUGAACGAGCCACACUCCCAAUCGGGCAAAUAUUGGAAAGAAGAGUUCGAAAAGUAUCAUCGAGAGGCACGAGCGGAGAUGGAGAAGCUCCUCAAAUACAAGAAACAUCUCAAAUCUUACGCGGAGGAGAAGGACUUGGAGGCUAUUCAUCUGGCUCAGAGGCUCAAGGAGGAACAAGGAAAGGUGGUCGCCAUGGAAAAGAUGAUUGCAGAAAAUGCAAGCCAUAUGGUAUCGAAACAGAAAGGCGCCUCCAGCGACGAAACUACAGAGUUAUUUGCAACUCUCACAAAGCAAACAGCUCUCGCAGCCCAAUACCGACAUAGGGUUCAGGAAUUGGAAAGCCAGCUUGAAGAGCUGCACCAAGGGCGAGAAGAAGACGACGACGAAGAGAGAGAGCGCAUACGGCUACAGGGAACGACUUCGCCGAAUACGGCAAGAACUCUAGUCGAAACCCAGCGAGAACUUCGACGAUCUCGCGCACAACUCAAGGAGUUGGACGCCCUACGAGAUCAAGUGUCCUCUCUCAAGGCUCAGCUAAAAGCUGCUGAUCAACGAAAGUCUGUAGAUCACUCAGCUCCCGAUGAGAUCACCGAUACGGUCAAGGUGAGAGCGCUCAAAGCUCAACUUAAACAAGCAAGGGAAGAAUCAUCCAGGAAGGACGAUGAACUUGGCCAACUGAAGAAGGAAUUCGACUUGUUCAAGAAAGAGAGAGAAGCCCAUGAUUCAGAUACCAAAGCCGUACUUGAACGUGCCCAAACCAAGAUUACUGACCUCAAAAAGGAGGUCAAAACACUGAAGGCCAAAGAUGCAGGCCGGAAUCAUAAAGCAGAGGAAACCAAGUUGGCAAGGGACACCGAGGAUGAGGAAGUUUUACCGAGGCUCUCUGCGGCAACAAACGGUGCUCGCAGGAGCAUCGAUGCGGCAGACCUUGAGAGACCCCGACAUCUUGAAGGGGUCAAUGCCAAGUCUCGAAACUUACGAGACAAAUAUCAAACCGAUGCUACACCGGGCCAGUCUCGAGCAAUGGCAAAGUCAAAGGGCACAGCUGAGGCCUCUAAAUGGCCGCCCUCUGCAUCAAGAACACCCAGAGAGAUCGUGUCAAAACGUAACCGGUCAGGGAGCGACGCAGGAGAGGACAACAUUGCAAUUUCCAGUAUGCCCGGGCUCGCAAAAUCCAUGGCUCAGUCCAAGAAAGCGCCAUCCGUCGACGAUACGGACGUCGAGAUCGAGAUUCUACAGGACCGCUUUGCUCGUCUCGGUGGCGGUGACGCAGGUCAAGAUAGAAUCAAAGAUAUUCCCAAGACUGGCAACAGCAAAGCUUCAUUGCCACCAGAGCGACGAGCGGCUGCUCUAGCUCGAAUUGAAAAGAGAAUGGCCGAGAAGAGGGCCCAGCGACGAGAUGGAACGGACAAGGAAAACGUACGGCCAUGA